This is a messenger RNA of Adineta ricciae, 1782 nucleotides long. The record is from the annotation of a GenBank genome assembly. NCBI's taxonomy places the organism in Eukaryota, Metazoa, Rotifera, Eurotatoria, Adinetida, Adinetidae.
AUGCCAGACAUGACUUCUGGCGUCGAUAAAACUUCUACCGAAAUCAACGUUAUCAUCUUUGGCGAGACUGGCUCCGGUAAAUCAACACUGAUCAAUUAUCUAACGAAUUUAUUUCAUAAUGGUUCUUUAACAAAUCUCAAAGUCUCUAUUCCAACACAGUAUUUGCAAUCGAAUGUAGCAGAACAUUGCACAAAUGACAUUGCAUGCCAUCCAACAGAUCAUUGUCGAAAAUAUCAGUAUAAAGUGAAAGGAGUUUAUUUUAAUUUCUAUGAUACAUCGGGCUAUUCAGUCGAGAAUGAUAAUCUCGAGAAAAUAUUUCAAUGCUUAAAAGUACUCGAUCAUCUGACCGCGUUAGUACUUGUAGCGAACGGAACACAAGCUCGAUUAACCAUCAAUAUCAAACCUAUUCUUCAACGUUUUCAUGAAUACAUACCCGAUAUAUUUCAUAAAAAUCUAAUCGUCAUUCUGACUCAUUGUACAUCGCAUACAGUUAAUUUCGAUACAGUGAAAUUCUUUCAACAUGUGCCAAGAUUCUAUAUGCAAAAUUCAGCAUUUUCAUCUGAUCCUCAAGCAUGGUCAAGGCAAACACUCGAUAUUCUCGAAUAUGAUUGGACGCGAGGUAUCGACACAAUGAAUGAAUUUAUUAAAUGCUUACUUUUAUUAACACCGAUUGCUACUCGAUGUUUGAUCGAAAUGCAACGUGAUCGCGAUACGAUUCGAAGUAUUCUCCAUGAAAGUCGUCUGACUAUGAUAGAAUUGCAAUCGAUUGAAGAUGAAUUGAUUACAUUAGAAGAAACCUCUCGUAUUCACUCAGUAAAUCUCCAAAAACAAACAACACAAACAAAAACUAUUCAAGUCAAUGAAAUUGUUUUUACACCAUAUCAUAAUACUUUAUGUUUACAAUGCAAUACUGUUUGUCAUGAACGAUGCUCGCUGAUGGAAACGACACAAAUAGGUGCGAACGCUUUUCGACGUUGUACCGUGAUGAAUAGUGGACGAUGUACACGAUGUGUUGGACAUUGUUCAAGCGACAUGCAUUAUCACGAUUGCCGUUUAAUUAAGCCGGUUUCUCGAACAUUAAAAUACACGAUACCGACAUUAUCAAAUGAUUCGACUGAAGAAAAGUGUAGAACAAUUCAACAAACGAAAGAUUUACUUGAACAACUGCUGCAAAAUCAAAUCGAGAAAAUUCGUAAAACCUGUCUGCAUCUGAAAACUCAUUGUCAGAGUUUUAAUCUAGUAGAGGAAUUGUAUACAUUCAUCCAACUUCUAAACAAUGAUCUAAUAGCAAUAAAAUCGACAUCGGCAAUAGAAAGGACAAGAAAAGUGAUUAAAGAACUACAACUACUUGCUAACGGUAAUUCUCCAAUGAGAAGUUCAUCAUCAACAUCGAAGUACGCGAAAUGUACAACUGAACAGUUAAUUGAUAUAACUGGUCGACUAUUGAAAAAGCAUUUUAUGAUGAUUGACGAACUGCAUCAACGAUGUCAAGGAAAUUCCAUAUGUUAUUUAUCCUCAGCACAAUUAUUAACAUUAUGUGAAUAUUACAGAUCAUCUCAACAGUUGGAUAUCGAAAAACUGACCACACUUCGUUCUAAACUUCAAUCUGAAAUCGAACAACUAACCCAUUCGAAUCCACUGAAGAUUCUCUCGGUCCCUGUUGAUAAGCUAUUACAUUUAACUGCGAUCAGACUAUGUUUACAGCAUAUUAAUGUGCACGACGAAGAAGUAAAUUUAUUAGAUAUUUUCUCACACCGUGAUUAUAAAAGAACAGAUCAAUAA